AAGAAAGACACACUCAUGUGGAUCUUCUGCAAAGGUAGGGGGUCCAAGAACUGUUGUGUCUGUGUGGAAAAGCGGCUGAUGUCCGUGGUGUCCUUAACAAAAUGAGGCGGUGGCCUUUUUGGCCUAUGAACACGACAAUCUUCGCAUCAUCUGGCCCAUGCCUUUGCGUGCGGGUUCCCUUUACGCCUGGCGUGGCUUUGCAAGCGACACGGACUCAACUUCUGCCCACGCCGACUACGCGCUGUCUCAAGUCUGCGGCGGGGCUGCAGACGCAGUCAGCCGCCCUCUUUUGAGAGUUCCAUGUUUGUCUGAGACUUCAGCCGCACCCAUGCGAUGAGUUUUCAUGGCGGCGUCACGCACGCUGCCCCAUUGGUUUUCUUUCUCAAUGUUCUGGCUGCUUCCCAUAGCGCAUUCGACAGCAAGGGCAUCAUGCGGCGGCAGAAGGUUCUCAUGACUAUGACAUCAGAUGGGCAGAUGAGCUCAAGCUGGUGGCUUUCAGACGAUGCCGAGAUGCCCGCUGAGGGCUUCCUCUACCACGUGGCCUUCGAGAUGGAUAAUCGACUCAUGUGCUGGAAGAGGGAGACAGAUGGAUGCCGACAGUUCGCCGGAGAUUGCGAGGUGAGAUACUGCGAGCCGUAUCAGGCCGAGUGCGAAUGCAUGGUUGUCAAGGUGAAGCAAUGUGAAGACCACAUGGACAUCCUGACAGAAGCGGAUUGGGACCCAGAUCCACAGAAGACUGGAUCUUUGUAUACCAAGUUCUGGAGGGCCUUGCGUGUGCAGUACUACGACCCCUCCCGCUGGGGCAGCGACGACACUGAUGCGGGCAAAGGUUUGGAGACUUCCUUGAGCUGCAUGAAGGACAAGGGCUGCGGGUGCAACAGCAACAAGUGGUUCCACUGGAAGUAUCCCAAGCUCGGCGGCAACCUGUACUGGGCGGCAGGCAACGAGAGCAUCGGCCCCUCCGGUCGCCCGGGAGUCCGAAGUCUGCAGAGCAUCGUGGUCCGGUCGUACAACGACGCCGGGGAGGCGAGCAACAUGUACUUCGUGCAGAAAGGCGUGGAGCUUCGACCCACGACUACCACGACAACUGCCACGUCAACCACCACAACCACCACAACCACUAGAACCACCACCACGCACAAGAUCACAACGCCCACAACUAGCACACUUACCACACAAGCUGCCACCACCGCCACAUCAACGGCACUUGCGGCCACUGAAGAUGCAAUAAGAAGGGAACGGCGAAGAAAACGGAGGCGAAGACGGAGACGGUUGCAACCAGACCAGGCAGAACAAAAGGACGGCCCGUCCUCGGCCAGCAACCAGAUUCCACAGGAUGGAAAUGCCGAAGAUGCCGAAGACUCACAGCCAGCUUCAUCUGAAGCACGCCAGAGGCAAAUCGAGGCCGGAGACGAGGCCGGCGACGAGGCCGGAGACGAGGCCGGAGACGAGGCAAGUCCCUCACCGUCCAAGGCCCGUCGCCAACGCCGACACCGACGCCGGCGUGGCACGUCUAAGCCUUCAAGGACAUCGAAUCCCUCAAAGUCGACGAAGCCUUCCUCGCAGACGGCCAGCGCAGUCUCAUCGACCACACUGAUUGCAGGGACGACCUUCACUAGCACCACCACUACGACCACCACCACAAGCAGCACGCAUACCAGUACCACCGGGACAACCACAACCCGGACCACCACGGAAGAAAUUCUGGAGAUUGAGCCGGAUGAGGAAGAGGUGCGUCAGUCGACAGCGACCACGACAACGACAACAUCUACAACUACUACCUCCACCACGACGACAUCCACAACGACAACGACCACCACCACCACAUUUACCAAUACGACCACUACCAGCACCACCACCACGACCACUACAACUACAGAAACGACCACUGCGACUGGCACAAGCACCACCACAACUAGCACGUCGACCACUAGCACUACGACCACUGAAACCAACACCACAACCACUGAGACAACGACCACCACCAAACUACUCAAACGUUUGCGUGACAAGGCCAACGACAAAGACUCCCCCAAGAAGUCUUCCAAGAAGUCUUCCAAGAAGCCAAAUAAAGACAAGAAAAAGAAAGCCCCCAAACGCCGCACGACGAAAAGAACUACGAGAACGACAACGACAACGACAACGACUACCACGAGGAAGACGACUACAACACGGACCGCCACAACAACGACCACGGCCACAACCACUACAGCCACGGAGACCUCCACGACGGUCACGAUAACCACCACCAGAACCACCACCACGCUGAACGCCACGGAGGCGAAGGCGGCCAAGGAGGCCGGGGGCUCCGCCUUCAAGGCCGCGAAGGACGCCGGGAUGUCGGACUCCAAGGCGGCCGAGCACGCGGCGCGAGUGGCAGGCCUGGCAGCUCAGAAGGCAGCGGUGGCCUCGGGCAAGACCAUCAACGAGAUCGCCUCGGCUGCGGCGGACGCCGCCUACAAGGCCGGCAAGGCCGCGGGCAUGCGCCUGAACUUCACCGCCGCGGAGGCGGCCGCGGCGGCGGCCGGCAGCGCGGCGGCGGAUGAGACCGCCUCCAAUGGCAGAAGCAAGAAGGAGGUGGUCAAGGCGGCAGCAGAUGCUGCGCGCAAGGCCGGCAUCGCCUACGGCAUGACUCGGGCGCAGGCGGCCGCGGCGGCGGCCACGGCCGCGGGCCUGGCGUCUGUUAACCAAGAUGCGGUAAAGAAUUCGGGAUCUACAGUGCCUCCCUCCACGACAACAAGCACAUCCAGCACCUCCACGGCUGCGACCAAGAGCACGACCAAGGCGAAGGCGUCGACAACACCGACGACCACGAGCAAAGCGAGCGCCAGCAAGGCAACAACCACCACUGCAGCACAAAGCACGUCACAGGAAGAAUUCCAGUCCACCAGUGAGACAUCUACAACCUCUGAUGGGGAUGAAGAAGGCUCGCCAGAAGGAUUGGAUGAUGAAGAAUCCACUACUGGGGGAGAAGAUCCAGGUUCUGAUUCUGAAAGUACCACCACAGAAUCACCUGACGAAUAGAGUUUCACUCUCGCAACGCCACAUACACCGGCGAAAAAUAUGCGAAGCUAUGCAUACCGACUGUAGUGCUGGGAGUGCUUGCUGAUCUUCAUUGUGCAAUUGUAGGAAAGUAAUCCAGCCACCUGCAACCCGCAGAACCCUGGAUUCUGUGCGUUACAGGGUUCGUUCCCUUGUUCUUCUUGCUCCCUCCGACCCAGGGUUCCACUAUUUGACU
Messenger RNA from Effrenium voratum, 3238 nucleotides. NCBI's taxonomy places the organism in Eukaryota, Dinophyceae, Suessiales, Symbiodiniaceae. The record is from the annotation of a GenBank genome assembly.